AUGUCCACCUCCUCUGGAACCUCACAGACUUACCUCAAAGGACAUGAAGAACACAUGAAUAAUUCUUCAUCAUCAACUCUUAUUAUUCUACAACGCAACACUUCAUCUUCUUGUGGCACUGAGAGAAGAGGCAGAAGAAAGCAGCAAUCAGCAGAACCAGGAAGAUUUCUUGGUGUGAGAAGACGGCCAUGGGGAAGAUAUGCUGCUGAGAUCAGAGACCCUACAACCAAAGAGAGACACUGGCUUGGAACCUUUGACACUGCUCAUGAAGCUGCUCUUGCUUAUGAUAGAGCUGCUCUUUCCAUCAAAGGUGGCUUAGCAAGAACAAACUUCAUCUACACAACCACACAAAACAACACCAUCAAUGGUAAUAAUCUUCUCAACUCUAUGGAUAAUAAUCCUCAUCAUCAUCAACAAGUUAUUUUGCCACCUUCACAAGAUUAUUUCCUCAACAACACUCAUCAGAAUUGCAUCAUGCCUCACCAACUUGAUGAUGAUAUUACUUCCCUUGUCGACGAUGAGAACCCUUCAAAGUUGGUGAUGAAGAGCGAUGAGAAUUUGUUCUUCUUCUCAGCCACUGAUUCCACAAAUUCUGGCUAUCUGGAAUGCAUUGUUCCAGAGAACUGUUUCAGACCUAUUUCUUCUAGCACUCCCACCAACAACAAUACCUCAAACUCCUCCAUGAGUGCUGCUUCAGCUCCUAGUGACCAAAAUGUUGUUAGCCACAUUAACACAAACACCAUGGAGGCAUUGAAGCAUUACUAUGGUGGUGAAGAACUUGAUGGUCAAGGAUUAUUCUGGAACAAUCAGGAUGAGCAACAAUCAUCUUGGGAUUGCAAUAAUAAGAGUAAUAAUUAUGGUGAACUUUCAGCUAUAUUUGACAAACAAGAAGGUUGCAUGAAUGCAUUGUGUCCCAUCAUGAAUGAGACUAGUCCAAGCUAUGGAGUAGUAGUGACUACUCGUGAGGCUGCUAUUCCUAUUCCUUCAACUACUUCUCCAUCAAUUCCUUCUUUGGGGGAUGUCCACUUAGGAAUGACCUACUCGCUCUUCUAG
Molecule: messenger RNA, 1053 nt
Organism: Arachis stenosperma
Lineage: Eukaryota; Viridiplantae; Streptophyta; Magnoliopsida; Fabales; Fabaceae
Product: ethylene-responsive transcription factor ERF086-like
Exons: 1
Coding region: 1-1053 (350 amino acids)
Biological process (GO): regulation of DNA-templated transcription
Molecular function (GO): DNA binding; DNA-binding transcription factor activity
Source: RefSeq, a predicted model, not a curated record